Molecule: messenger RNA, 3141 nt
Organism: Austrofundulus limnaeus
Lineage: Eukaryota; Metazoa; Chordata; Actinopteri; Cyprinodontiformes; Rivulidae
Gene: rundc3b
Product: RUN domain containing 3b
Source: RefSeq, a predicted model, not a curated record
CCUCCUCCUCCUCCAUCAGCGGAGGAGAGCACCGCGGGUCCACCCCGGAGGAGGAGGGAGCGGAGCGGGUCAGCGCACGGACUGGAAGCCGGGAUGGCGUCGCUUGGAGCGGGGCAGCACGUGAGCCGCAGACGGGGAGCAGGAAGGAGCUCCGCGGUGGAGAGGAGGAAUCUGCUGACGGUGUGCAGGUUCUCGGUGAAGACGCUGCUGGACCGCUCCUGCUUUGACACAAUAGACGACUCCUCUCCAGAGUUCAUUAACUUUGUUUCCAUCCUGGAGCACAUCCUCAGUCAUCGGCUCAAAGCUUCAGUUUCUGUCUGAAAGGGGAGGUUCUGGACGGCAGCUGCCCUGCUGUCAUCGAUUACACACCUUACCUGAAGUUCACCCAGAGCACAGACAGCAUCAGCAGCGACGAGGAGGAGAUGAGGACUCUGGGAAGCAGCGGCAGUGAGAGCAGCACUCCUGAGACAACGGCCACGGCUGCUUCCAUCUUCACCCAGCAGAGCAGCCUGGUCAGCAGGUGCAAACGCUUUGAGCAGAGGUAUCGCAUGGCUCUGGAGCAGAAGGGUUACCUGGAGGAGCUGGUCCGUAUCAGAGAAGCCCAGCUGUCAGAGGCUGUUUCUCACAACAAGGCUCUUCAGCAGAGCCUAGCAGAGGCCCAGCUCUCCCACACACUGGACAAACAACAGCUGGAGUUCAUCAUCCUGGAGCUGCAGAACCAGCUGACCGUGCUGAAGAACAACGACCUGAGGUCCAGGCAGGAGUUAACGGUCCAUCUGACCAAUCAGUGGCCCUCUGCCGCUGCUCUGGACAGCAACGCUGUUGCUUUGGAUACGCUGCUGUACAGGAAGUGUGCGGGGCGGUGGGAGGAGAAGAGUUUCCAGAGUCUGGAUCAUCUGUCUGCUGACAUCAGCCUCUCUCAGACCUCUCUGGGACCGUCCAACAUGUUCAGCCUGGACUCCAGACCGGCCAGCACGCAGUGGCCUCACCAAGGUAAGGAGGAGACUCCGUCACUCAGGGGUCUGUGUGGCUCUCUGACCUCAGUGACCAGCUACAAGUCUCUGGCCAGCCUGAAGUCCAGCGAGUGUUUAGCCAGUCCUGCCACAGAGCUCAGCAGUCCAGGCCUCACUCCUUCAUAGAGGACCUUUCCCCUCCUGUGUGUAAAUCUGAUUCUCCUCUGAUCCAUCCUGAUCCUGACGAGGAGACGAGGAGGCGAGGAGGCGAGGAGCAGCUUCAUCACUGAGUGAUGUCACAGCUGACACUGACGAGCUCGACAUGUACCACACUGAGACAUGAGGAGGUUGUGUUUGUAAAGCUUUACGUUACUUCCUUCCUCUUACAAAACUAAAAGGAUCGUUUGGAAGUGAGGUUCACUGGAAAGCUUACAAACAACAAUAUCUUACCUGUUGAUGGCUCUUUGUAGAGACCCCAGUUUGGAGAGUUAGAUUGCUGCCAUCUUAAAACAAGUCAAAGAUUUUAUUAAUGACUCAUAAAGGUUAUUUUAAAAACUGAAAAAGUUAAAGUUUAUUCUGGUUGAAAUAUGUUUUCCUCCUGCUGAUGAUCCAGGCUGCGAACAAGCCUUACUGUGUAACAUGAACGGUGCAGUACGUGAGUCUAAUGCUCCUUAUUAUUCAUAUAUUAUUUUACUGUUUUGUCUCUAAGCUACGAACUGCAAAUGAGACUUUUAACUUGAAAUAAUCAUGUAGCAAAAAACUGAUAUAAAAGGUUUCAAACUUUUCAUAUAAACUAUGAAAUGACUGAGUUCGUACUGGGACUGGGCUGUAAAACAGUAACCAUAGAUGUUGAAAUAAACACGUGAUCAAUAGAAAAUAUGUUCAACGGAAUGUUGAUGAACUCUGAUCCAGAACCACAAGGCAUUCUGGGAGAUGUAGGCAGAGGAAAGGCUUCAGCUGCUGGACCUCACAGCUCAGCUAACCAAGGCUGGAGGCGUCAGCUGACUCUUACCUGAGGUAAUCUACCUGUUGAGUAACAGCUUCAUGUUUCACCAGCGCUCCUCACAACUCAUUAACAAAUAUAAAACAAGAUGAUGCAGUUAAAGGAAGAAAUGAACAACAGCUCGAGAGGAAACUGUGGAGAAAAGAUGAAAAGUUGCAUCAGCAGUUUGAUCAUUAUUUCAUUUAGAGAAAACAAAACAAACCUGAUCAAUAAUCAGUCAUUUUGAUUGAUACUGAACGGUUCUGUUUUAUUCCAUUUUUCAGCCUUCUGGUCACACAGACAAACUAUUAGCUCAUCAAUCCUCAUUUAAACUCUAUUUCUCCAAACUAAAGUUGAUCAAAAAACUAUCAGCAGCAGGUAAGAUAUUGAUUAGUCAUAACCUCCCCACAGAACCCAAAAUAUCUGAACUAUUAUUUUUUAUUGAAAAAAAAGGUUAAAUUGUGGCCAUGUUUACAUGAAAGUAUCACAGAUGAACUGUAGCUCAGAUCAGUGAUGAGCUUCAUUGAUUUAAAGUUUUAUUUUUCUGUAAAUCAUGUUUCAUCUCUUAGUUUUGUUCUCAGGUAAACUCUGCACCUCUGACGUCCCUUUAACCAUUAACAGGCUGUAUUUCACUUUAAUGUUUCACUACAACUAACAGAGCAUUAGGAAUAAAUCACAAGCAGCCAUUUGUGUUUGUGUAGCUGCACCUCAGUAACCCUAACCCUCCUGCAGUCAUUUACACAAACACACAAACACACAGCAAAGUGGUUUCUGGGAAUUUAUUUGCUUUUUUAUUUGUUUUAAAUAAACUCAACUUGCUUUGAUGCCAGAACGUUGAGUUUUUAAUGAACAGGAAGUGCUGCAGUGGUGCUUGACAAAGAAAUCCAGGUCAUGUUGUAAAUAUGUGAUUUUAUUGUCAGUUUCCUGUUGUUGAGCUGAUUCCUGUUGUGGUUUCAGUGACACAAUCAGGUCAACAUGCUUCAUGAGUGACACAAAGAACAAACAAAAAAAUCAUUUAGCUUCUGUAUUUUCAGGACACUGAUCACCUGACCCAAAGGUGAGCAGGAACUCAACACUGGCGCCCCCUGCUGGUGGUCAAACAACUGAGAAUGUAACUGUAGAAGAAAAUGAUGAAAUGGUUUGUUUUUCACUCCCUCUGUGUUUAUUAUUUAUUAUUUUGUCUACAUAAAGUGGUUGUUGUUAGUG